Messenger RNA from Caenorhabditis briggsae, 480 nucleotides. The coding region runs from base 1 to 480 and encodes 159 amino acids. NCBI's taxonomy places the organism in Eukaryota, Metazoa, Nematoda, Chromadorea, Rhabditida, Rhabditidae. The record is from RefSeq and is a predicted model, not a curated record. The transcript is spliced from 3 exons.
AUGAACGUGCCAAGCACGUCGACUCGUGGUUAUGCAAAGUAUCAAAUCAGGUCAUCUGGAAUGCCACGUGUUUUAGCCAACGAGUCUGACGUCUUCACUUUAGAUGACGUUGAGGUUGACGAGGAGACUGAAGAGUUAAAACCCAAUAGAAUACCAGUAACGAAAGAAGAAGAAGAAAAGAGUCGCUUAGUGGAAUGCAAUCUGGAUAGCGAUGAAGAAGACGAGAAGACUCCACCACAAGAAGAUGACAAAGGACAGAAUAUUAGACAAUCUAGCAAAAACUCUUCAACAGUAGAAUCUAAAGAAAGAUGUCGCCUUCGUGACUCUUUCGACUUGGAUAAUGAUGAUUCUCUCUCCGAUGAUCUUGAUCUUCUUCCUCCAAUUCCUGGAGCACCAAACACAAAUACUUCCUGGUGUGCAAAACUUCAUCGUUUCAAUUGCUGUAAUCCAAGAAUUCCAUCAAAAUGUACCAUAAUGUGA